Penicillium griseofulvum is the source of this 1716-nucleotide messenger RNA. RefSeq names its product GMC family oxidoreductase. The record is from RefSeq and is a predicted model, not a curated record. NCBI's taxonomy places the organism in Eukaryota, Fungi, Ascomycota, Eurotiomycetes, Eurotiales, Aspergillaceae. Gene Ontology annotation, molecular function: flavin adenine dinucleotide binding; oxidoreductase activity, acting on CH-OH group of donors. Bases 1 to 1716 code for a protein of 571 amino acids. The transcript is spliced from 2 exons.
AUGCCGAAGGCCCUUUUCUUCCAAGCAUUGCUCACCAUCAUCGCGGUACUACCAGCCGCAGCUCGGCCUCGUCCAGACUAUGUUAUUGUCGGCGCAGGGCCCGCUGGCUUUGUCCUGGCCGACGAGCUCUCGCAAAACCCGAAGACGCAGGUAGUUCUACUAGAGGCCGGACACGAUGGCAUCAACGAUGACAAGAUAAACACUCCUGCAUACUAUCCCAUGAUCUCUGGAUCUUUCUGGGAGUAUUCAUCUCAGCCCGACCCCAACCUCGACGGUCAGGCACCAGGCCUCAACCAGGGCCGGGUCUUCGGAGGGGGCACAGCGGUCAAUGGCAUGGCGUACUGUAGAGGUUCUGCCUCUCUCUUUGAUGAAUGGGCCCAACUGUCAGGCAAUCCGGGGCUGGCAUGGAACUCGCUGCUAGAGGAUUUCAAGGCCACAACCCAUUAUACCGAUCAACCAGCCGACUAUCCCCAGUUUGUCAACACAUCUACUUACGGCAAAGGACCACUAGAAGUUAGCCGAGUCCCGACAGGCACGGGCUUCGACGAACCCUUCGCGCAGGCACUAGAAAGCUCCCUCGGCGUACAUGAGGUUGAUCUAACCGACGGAACUGGACUGGGUAUGACCAAAGGGCUGCAAUCAAUUCGCGUGUCUAAUCGCACGCGCUCCUAUGCACGAAAUACCUUCGGUCUUCAUUUAGAAACUAGACCCAAUGUGCAAAUGAUCCCCAAUGCAUGGGUGCAGCGCAUCGGAUUUGCCGGCAAAAAGGCCAUCAACGUCACCUACCUUGAUACCGUGUCCAACGAGGUCCACGUGCUCCCUGCAAAGGAGAUCAUCGUCAGCGGCGGAGCAAUCAACACACCCAAAAUAUUGAAACUCUCUGGCGUCGGACCCGCCGCAGAGCUUUCCAAGUUUGACAUACCCCUCGUGGCAGACAUCCCUUCUGUUGGGGCCCAGCUGUAUGACCACCCGUUCGCAACCGUCCAGGUCGAAGUCACGAAUGACAUCAUGACCGUCUGGCAAUGGGCUGUAAAUGCCACAGAAAGCGCCCUGGCAGAGAAACAGUACGAGGAAAAUGCCUCUGGUCCCCUGGCCCUAUGCAACGGACUGCUUUUCGCCACCUUCCGCGCGCCAGACUCCGUCUUCGAUGGCAUCAAUGGCUCCCACUAUACCUCCCUACCUGCGGACCGUCCCCACGUUCUGAUGGAAUAUAGUACUGUGCCCUUCCACCCAGCCACCCCCAACAUCAGUACCGUCACAGCGUGGGCGAGUCUAGUUCAACCCGAGGCCGCCGGGACCUUGACACUCAACUCCUCCGACUACCACGACCACCCAAUCAUCAACUCCAAUUACUACGGUACCCCGGCUGACCGGGCCGUUAUGCUUUGGGCCUACAAAAAAUUGCGCGAAAUCAUGGCCUCUGAUCCCCUCAAAUCGGUUGUGGUCAGAGAGUGGUAUCCUGGUCCGAAUGUCACGUCUGAUCAGGAUGUCUGGUCCGCCAUCCAAAAGCAAUCAUAUUCGUUUCACCAUCCGGCCGGUACAGUUCCUAUUGGUAAGUCUCUGGACAAGAACUGGAGACUGAAGGGCUUGAAGGGCAUACGCGUUGUCGACUCCAGCACCUUCCCAUAUCCGCCAACUUGUCAUCCGGAGGCAUCGGUGUAUGCGCUAGCGCAUCGCGCUGCGGGAGAUAUUCGCCUAGCAGAUAGACAUCGAUGA